Thyridium curvatum is the source of this 1062-nucleotide messenger RNA. RefSeq lists its product as uncharacterized. The record is from RefSeq and is a predicted model, not a curated record. NCBI's taxonomy places the organism in Eukaryota, Fungi, Ascomycota, Sordariomycetes, Thyridiales, Thyridiaceae. The transcript has a single exon. Bases 1 to 1062 code for a protein of 353 amino acids.
AUGGUCCGUCUACAACUUGUCAUCCUCGCCACCAUCGGCGCAGUUCGUGCCGCACCGACCACAGCGGAGCCAUCCACACCAGCGGGCUUGCCCCUGCCAGUUUCCACUGUCUACUCGUUUCCCAAAGGCUCCUUCGUAGAGAACCUCGCCGUGCGUUCCAAUGGCGAGAUUCUCGUGACACGCACGACCAGUGCCGAGCUAGUUCUACUCGACCCCCAACGGCCCGGGUGCGCAGUCCCGGUAUACAACUUCACGAAGGCAGGUCUGUCAGGAAUGACCGGCAUCACCGAGUACGCGCCCGACGUGUUCGCCGUGCUGGCUGGCGAUUACCACUUUGGCAAGUCGGUCGGCGUGGGCAGCUGGACCCUAUUCAGCCUCGAUAUGCGCGGCGUCAAGCUAUCCCAGGCAGCCUGCGGCCUGGCCGGCGGGAACCUUCCUCGGGUGCGCAAGGUCGCCCUCGUCAAAGAGUCGCAGCUGCUCAACGGCUUGGCAGCGCAUGGCAAAUACGUGCUGGCCAGCGACACCUUUGCGGGCCUCAUAUACCGCGUGGACAUGUCGACGGGCGACUACUCGGUAGCUAUCAACGCGACCUACCUCUCCAAGCUGAAGACCCCGCACGGCGUCAAUGGCAUACGUAUCGUCGGCGACACGCUGUACGCGGCCAAUUCGGGACAGUCGAUUCUGGUCAAGGUCCCGAUCACAGAAAAUGGGGCAGAGGCCGGCCCCUACACCGUCAUCGCGCACAACAAGGGUCCUGUCGAUCACUGGGACGACUUUGCCGUCGACUCCGAGGGCGGCAUCUGGGCCGUCACGGCGAGCGGGAAUACACUUGUCAGGAUCACGCCAGAUGGGAAUACCCAGACGGUCGUGGCGGGCAACCUGAACUCGACGGCUAUUGCUGAGGGGAGUUCGGCGCAAUUCGGGAGGGGAAGCUGUGAUAGUAAUGUGCUGUACGUCACGACGGUGGGCGGACUCCUUGGUCCCAUCAACGGCACCGUGGUCAUUCCGGGAGCACUGGUCUCCGUGGACACAGAAAAGAGAGGUGCUGUUGGUAUUUACUAA